This is a messenger RNA of Lottia gigantea (owl limpet), 444 nucleotides long. RefSeq lists its product as hypothetical. The transcript is spliced from 5 exons. NCBI's taxonomy places the organism in Eukaryota, Metazoa, Mollusca, Gastropoda, Lottiidae. Gene Ontology annotation, molecular function: protein binding. The record is from RefSeq and is a predicted model, not a curated record. Bases 1 to 444 code for a protein of 147 amino acids.
AUGUCAAACGUUCGGCCAAAUGUUUGUCCAUAUCAAGAUGUAGCAAUGGUAUUAAUGAAACAGCCUUGUGUUCAAGCUUUUACAAGAUUAGUCAAAGUAUGGAAACCAAAUUGUGGAUAUACCCAUAACUGGUGUGUAGGAUAUGAAAGAAGGACACAUUAUUAUACAACUUAUAAAGAAAGAUAUCAACCACAACAACAAACAAGAUAUAAGUGUUGUAAUGGCUGGAGACAGUUAGGACAAGAAAGUGGAGGAUGUAUGUACAAAGCUUUUCAAGUUUUAUUAUGUUGCUGUUAUAUAUAUUGCUCAGUGGGUGGUAGCACAGAAAUUAAAUUUAGAAACUGUGUCAUCGGAUGGAUGGAUCAACGUUUGUUUUUAAAGGUUGCUGACUUCAGUCCAAGAUUAUUUAUAACUAUAGCAGCUGGCUUGACUGGAAUAAUAUGA